CGUCAUUUCCGUUCGAACGACAGACUCCUACUUGUCGCGAGCUGUAAGAAUCCAUCUUGUCAUGCGGAUAAUUCCGAAGUCGUGAUGCAUCCUUCAAUUCUAAGUCAUGGUGCCCUACCAGAAAUAAUCAGAUGCAGCACAUGCUGCCGCCUGUAUCAUUGCCCGCUUUGUCCUAACUUUAGGCCAGCGAAGCUGAACAGACUAAAGAUCCACCUGGAUGUGCAUAUAAAAAAUGCAGUGUUUUUCCAAAACUUAAGAAUUUGCAGAUGCACGCUACCUUGUAGAAAGGAUGGUCAUUUCCACUGCCCUAGGUGCAGUGAGACAGUGAUUAAAAGAAACACUUUUGUGGAGCACCUGGAAAAGUGCAGCGGUGUGACCAAAAAGACUGAGUCCUCAUGCUUACUUCAGACAGCCUUACCUCCCAUUCCAUUGCUUCAACAAGCAAAAUCUUCCUCUCCACAGCCUGAAGGGGAUCAAUGUUUCCCUCAACUAAAGAAAGAAGUAGAACCUUCCCAUCUGCCCUCAUUCAGAAAACCAGUAAAGGUGAAAUGUCCACACUGUUCACUGCUGUUACAUAAAAAGAAUCUACAUACUCACAUUACUAGGAAGCAUUUAUGCACACCAAGAGAUGUGAAUAGGCAGUCACAUUUUGCCAGUGUUUGUGUUGAUACAAAAAAUGGUAUUGCUGCAGUUCAAAAGUCAGGACAUGGAUUUUCAACACCUAUUCAUGUUAAAAAAAAAUUAAGGCCAACAAACAUGAGGUAAUGUGUGAACUGGAGGAAUGCUGGCAAUAUCAGCUAUUAGUACGCAGGAGUCGUCUUGUGUUCAGUGAGUGCCACCACAUACGUUCACUGGAAUACUGCACAGAAGUAGCGGAGGAAGAGAUUCUACAUGCAAGAGUUUUGGAUGAAAUGGUUGCAUGCAAGUUCUUUGCAGCAGCAAAGAAGGCAGUGUGCUUGAAGAGACAAAGGUUAGCAUUGAAAGCUGGAGCACCUUUUUCUGUCCUUGUUGAUCUUGGUGGGUCAAAGUCUUAUAUUUGUUUAUCCAUCCAUGACUCCACAACAUAUUUCAGUCGCCUUGGAAGAAUGAUGGUUACGUUCAGUAUGAAGAACAACACGUGGCAUUGUCCAUGUGCUAAGCCACAUAUGUCAUGUCCUCAUAAGAACAUUGCAAAGUGGCACAUCUUUCAAAUUAACAGGAACUUGUUCAGAACUCAGUUGGAUUCAAAGCCUGACACAGCUUCACAGUCCAAACAGGAACAGGCAACAGAGGACUUGAAGAGGGCAGUGAAAUACAUUUAUGAAAGAAAAAAAAUUCCAGCAAGUCUUCCAGAGGACACAACUGCAAAACCACCAUCAGACUACCCAUCAGAUUUAAUUCCAGCGGAGACUUCAUGUGUCCUUUGCUCAAGCAGUCCAAAGUUUGACAUGCCAGUGAAUAUUACAAAUAUGGCCAAAAUAGUAACAACCCUUGGAAUUGCUGAAAAUAUUUCAACCUACUUUAAGAGAUGUCCUGAGUGUCAGAUGACUUACCGUUAUCAGGAGUGGCAAGAUGGACUUCAUAACUUUGAUGAUCAUCUUGUGUUGAGCCUUGAACUAUGUCUUUAUUUAAGACACAGUCUUCAGGUAAAUCUGUGUGAAGAGGAUUUUUUUGUUGCACUGUGGCUUUGA
This is a messenger RNA of Brienomyrus brachyistius, 1670 nucleotides long. RefSeq lists its product as uncharacterized. NCBI's taxonomy places the organism in Eukaryota, Metazoa, Chordata, Actinopteri, Osteoglossiformes, Mormyridae. The transcript is spliced from 4 exons. The record is from RefSeq and is a predicted model, not a curated record. Bases 765 to 1670 code for a protein of 301 amino acids.